This is a messenger RNA of Habropoda laboriosa, 3192 nucleotides long. RefSeq lists its product as uncharacterized. The transcript has 7 exons. Lineage: Eukaryota; Metazoa; Arthropoda; Insecta; Hymenoptera; Apidae. Gene Ontology annotation, biological process: lipid metabolic process. Bases 1 to 3192 code for a protein of 1063 amino acids. The record is from RefSeq and is a predicted model, not a curated record. Gene Ontology annotation, molecular function: lipase activity.
AUGAUUGGCAAACUCCUGUUUAGUCUCUGGAUACUCGGAUGCAUCAGCCUCUAUGGAGAUCCCGCGGUGGCGCAAGAAUGGCCGACGCGCCUCGACGAGUCCGCGGACGAGAAGAACGACGCCGAAAUCUUUCGAGCGGUGGUCGAAUCGAUGAAACAAUGGUCGUUGCACAAGCAGUUGCAUCACAGGACCAAGAGAGAAGUCUCCAAGGUCUGCUACGAGGAUGUCGGCUGUUUCGAGGACACCGGACCCUUCAGCUACCUGGAGAUGCUCCCGUCGCCCCCCAAAGACGUCGGCACCAGAUUUCUAGUGUACGGCAGCAGAAAGGCGAGAUCGAUCCCGAUGGAGGUUCUUGCCGACGAUAUAAACGACAAUGCACACCGUGCCAUAGAUCCUGAUCUACCUACGAAGGUGAUCGUACACGGAUUCGGGUCCAGCUGCGAUCACGUCUGGGUGUACGAAAUGAGGUCCGCGUUAAUGACGGUGCACGAAUGUAAUAUAGUGUGCGUCGAUUGGGGUCCAGGAAGCGCAGUUCCCAACUACGUGAGGGCAGCGGCCAACACUCGUCUCGUCGGCCGACAAUUAGCCAAACUAAUUCGAAGUUUGAACGUACCAUUGGAGAAGGUUCAUCUGAUCGGGUUCAGUCUAGGUGCGCACGUCGCUGGAUUCGCUGGCGCCGAGUUAGCGAACGUCUCCAGGAUCACAGGAUUGGAUCCUGCCGGACCGUUGUUCGAAACUCAGGAUCCACGGGCCCGGCUCGACAAAACCGAUGCAAAUUUCGUGGACGUGAUACACAGCAACGGUGAACAGCUGUUGCUGGGUGGAUUAGGUUCCUGGCAGCCUAUGGGUGACGUGGACUUCUACCCGAACGGCGGCAGAAUGCAGACAGGCUGCUCGAAUCUCUUCCUAGGCGCUGUGUCCGAUAUCAUCUGGUCGAGUGCAGUCGAGGGUAGAUCCUUGUGCAACCAUCGACGAGCGUACAAACUCUUCACGGACUCUGUCAGCCCGAAAUGUCGCUUCCCAGCCUUUCCUUGCGACAACGGCUACGACGGUCUUCUUCGCGGAGAGUGUUUCCCCUGCGGAGUGAGCGGAAUGGGCAGAGCUUGCGGCGACAUGGGCUAUUACAGCGACGAAUCUCCUGCCAGAGGACAAUUGUACUUAGUCACCAGGGAGGAAGAGCCUUUCUGCGCUCAUCAGUACCAAGUUAAGGUGUACAACAGCCGAGGUGAAAGACCUACCAGGAGUUACGGCAAGCUGCAAGUUACUAUGGUGGGAGAGGGAGCUUUCAACGACAGUUUCGCGAUGACGCGUAAGGACGAGGAGCUUUUGGUGGGAUCUGUUCUGCAGAAGAUCGUCGUUCCGCACCCUGCAAUUUUCAGUUUGGAGGCUAUCGAGAUCAAAUACACAGCGUACAGCGGCUGGAUCUCCUCAGGAUUAGUGUCCUGGAGCAUCGACAAAGUGGCCAUCGUCGACAGCUUCGGGAAAACUCUUUCCGUGUGCAGGAAAGGCUUGAGCCUAGAGUCCGGCAAACCCAUCUUUCUUCCCCUAUUCGCUGGCGAAUGCAACGUCCCCACAGAAGCAGACAAUUCAACGUCACCAGUCCUAGGACGUCUGUUGCAAGAGAAACAAGGUGGCAUCGGUCCAUUUACCAAAGAGCAGAACUACGAAACGAAGGACAGUUUCUCCGUGGAAACUUACUCUAAAGACAGAACUCCUUCCUCGUCAAAGGGCCUGGGUCCGUUCACCAAGGAACAGAAUCUCAGAGUAAUGGAGGGGAAAGAAAGUUUCAAGACGAACAACUUCGAAGACACAGGCAGUCGUCCAAGUUCUUCCAAUCCUUGGAACAUCGUCGACAUAUCCGCCGACGGAGACUCGAAUUCUUUGGAGAACCCGGAUGCAGAGAGAGGCAGAGGCUUCUCUGGAUCGAAUUUCUUCGCGAAAACUCCCUCGCCUGAUCCCUCGGUAGAAGCAACGACGGAGUUCCUGCCGGAAAUCCGAGAACCGGUGUUACAGGUGAACAAGAAGGAAACAGGCAGGUCUCUGAAGUUCCCAGAGAUCACCGAGCCGAUCUUACGGCCACGUUCGGCGAGACAGAACAGUAGAAACGAAGUUCACAGUCGGGAGAACCAGAAGGACGAGAUUCAGGAGACUUCUCCGACUACCAGAGGCUUCACCGUGCAAUUUUUGCCCGAGAGACUGGCCGGAAUCUUGGCUCAGGCGGAAAGAUACGCGAGACAAACGCUUCUUCCGCUCAUUUCUCAAUACACGCCUAGUUUCGUCACUGGAUCGCGUUACGAGGAACCCAAGUACUUUCCACCCUUGGGUGAGAUCGUCUCAGAGGAUCAAGGAGGGUCUGAGGAAACAGAGUUAACCACGGACACCGAUCAGAGCUUCGAACGACAAAAUCGAGACGAAGAGAGUGCUAACAGCAGAACAACUGAGUUUGCUAUCAAGGAAGAAACGAAAACUGAGAAUUCCUCUGGUGCUACGUCGGUAGAAGUGCCUGCGCUUGUCGAAGCGGUCUAUCCAGAGAAGACUCUGUCAAAUUCAACUCAAACUGAACCGGAAAACGACAAAUGGGUGCCUAUAGAACCUUCCACCACUCUGAACGCAGUUCUCUCGAGGAAAGACAGCAACGUAUCGAGGUCUCUGAACUGGGAACAUGUCCAGUACAACUGGUCCACGCAGAACAAUCCAGAGAGCACUACUUUCAAGCCACAGGUGGACGAUUGGGUACCAAUCAGGGUCAAAGGUGAUGCUCAAGCACAGGAAGCUCCCUUCAACAUUUCCCACCAAGUUACGUCGCCUCGUGUGGCCACUGACAAGCAGAUCGAGGUGAUUCAAGAGGAGAGUGCGACUGUGAAGGGCUCUAGAAACAAUUCUGAAGAGGUUUCGGGGAAAGACGAGAGGAAGUACAUACCGCUGAUCGAUCCAGAGACGAAGGAAUUGUCGUCGACGAGCUCGAACGACAUCAAGGAGAAUCGUUCGGACAUCUCGACGUAUUCGCAUAUUCAGAAAAUUCCUCGGCUGAUGGAAACUAGGAGCGGCAAGGUUGUAGGGAGUUCCACGAGAAGAAGUAUGGUGUUUCCUUACGCGUACGAGAAGAAGAAGGAUCCUAGGACGAGGUACAUUCCUCUGAUACCUGAGGAGGACAUGGGAAGACCGCAUUUCUCUAUCGAAAAGGAACGUUGA